Messenger RNA from Prunus armeniaca (apricot), 312 nucleotides. The record is from the annotation of a GenBank genome assembly. Lineage: Eukaryota; Viridiplantae; Streptophyta; Magnoliopsida; Rosales; Rosaceae.
AUGUUGAGGCGCCACAUGAAUGAGACUGAGGUAAUAGACAUGGUAGCCCACUCUUCAGAAAUUGAAAAUAUUGUUGUUCGAGAUGAGGAACAGAAUGAGCUAGAGACGUUGGUGCGAUCAUCGUGCCCAUUAGAAGUUAAGGUUCUAAAAAACAUGGAAAGAUAUCCAUUCUCAUUCAGGUUGAUUUAUGCUCAACUGUUGUACAGAUCUCGUGGCUCAAUUGAUACCUUUUUGUUGGUUUCUGAUGCAGCCUACAUAAGUGCAAGCUUGGCACUCAUUAUGCUUUCACAUUUUAUCAAAUUUAUAGACUGA